UUUAUUCGUCUGUAACGUAACAAUUCAUACAACGCAUGAUACUCUAGUGCACGAGACUCCAUAAAACCAAAAUUGGAAACAAUAACUAAUAAAAGAAAACCUUAAUCAAAUAAAAAUAUGGGCAGACCAGGAUUUGGAGGUGGUCGUGGUGGUGGAUUUGGACGUGGUGGAGGUGGAAGAGGUGGAGGUGGAAGAGGUGGAGGAGGUGAUAGAGGAGGUAGAGGUGGUGGAGGAAGAGGUGGAGGUGGAAGAGGAAGAGGUGGAGCAAGAGGUGGACGUGGAGGCAUGCGAGGAGGAAAGAAAACUGUUAUUGAACCGCAUAGACAUGAAGGUGUAUUUAUUGCAAGAGGUAAAGAGGAUGCUUUAGUAACUUUGAAUCUAGUAACUGGAAAUACUGUUUAUGGAGAGAAGAAAAUUUCUGUUGAUAAUGAAGAAAAUGGUACUAAAACAGAAUACAGAGUUUGGAAUCCAUUUAGGUCAAAGUUAGCUGCUGCAAUUUUAGGUGGUGUUGAGAAAAUACACAUGAAACCUGGCUCAAAAGUUUUAUAUUUAGGAGCUGCUUCUGGAACAACUGUCUCCCAUGUGUCAGACCUUGUAGGCCCUGAGGGCUUGGUGUAUGCUGUUGAAUUUUCACAUCGAUCUGGCCGUGAUUUAUUAAAUGUUGCAAAACAACGUACAAAUAUUAUACCAAUUAUAGAAGAUGCUCGUCAUCCACAUAAAUAUCGAAUGCUUGUUGGUAUGGUUGAUACAAUAUUUGCUGAUGUUGCUCAACCCGAUCAAGCUCGAAUUGUUGCCCUUAAUGCGCAUAAUUUUCUAAAAAAUAAUGGUCAUUUUGUUAUAUCUAUUAAGGCUAAUUGCAUUGACUCUACGGCAUCACCAGCUGCUGUUUUUGCCGGAGAAGUAAAAAAACUACAAGCUGAAAAACUUAAACCACAGGAACAACUUACUCUGGAACCAUAUGAAAGAGAUCAUGCUGUUGUUGUUGGUACAUACAGGGCACCACCAAAGAAGAAAGAUUGAGAAAGUUAUCUUUGUUAAAUUUAUUUGGAGCGAUCACUGACUUUUAUAUAUCAUUCUUAUAAAACUGCGUUUUAUUUUUACAGAAGAUAAACUUAAUGUUUUUGUCAAUUUUUCAAAAAUAUAAUUGGAAUAAAGGUCGAUUGAUUGGCGAUAAGCCUCGACUGAUUGGUGAUAAGCCUCAAUAAGUGCAGUUAUACGAUAGUUUGGCGUGACGCUUAAAUAAAUUAAUUGUAUAACAUUUUUAUAAGUUAAAUAAAGAAACUUAAUA
Messenger RNA from Hydra vulgaris (swiftwater hydra), 1288 nucleotides. RefSeq names its product rRNA 2'-O-methyltransferase fibrillarin. Gene Ontology annotation, molecular function: histone H2AQ104 methyltransferase activity; RNA binding; rRNA methyltransferase activity. The record is from RefSeq and is a predicted model, not a curated record. Gene Ontology annotation, cellular component: Cajal body; nucleolus; box C/D methylation guide snoRNP complex. Gene Ontology annotation, biological process: rRNA methylation; box C/D sno(s)RNA 3'-end processing. NCBI's taxonomy places the organism in Eukaryota, Metazoa, Cnidaria, Hydrozoa, Anthoathecata, Hydridae.